CCUGGAUGCUGGGCUGGCUGAUGUGCAAGACAGUGCCCUACAUACAGGGCGUAUCGGUGGCUGCAUCUGUCUAUAGUCUAAUUGCCGUAUCGUUAGAUAGAUUCAUAGCAAUUUGGUGGCCACUUAAACAGAUGACAAAAAGUCGCGCCCGUUUUAUGAUUUUAUGCAUUUGGUUGAUUGCCUUAAGCUCGACAAUACCUUGGGUGCUUUUCUUCGAUCUCGUGCCAGCUGCUGAGUCCUUUCCAGCGGCACCAAAUCUUUAUUUAUGCCAAGAAGUGUGGCCACCUGGUACCAAUGGAAAUUUAUAUUUCCUCUUAGCCCAUUUAGUGGCUUGCUAUCUACUGCCAAUGUCAUUGAUUACGCUGUGCUAUGUGCUAAUCUGGAUUAAGGUAUCCACACGAUCGAUCCCAGGCGAUUCGAAAGAUGCACAAAUGGAUCGCAUGCAGCAGAAGUCGAAGGUUAAGGUGAUCAAAAUGUUGGUGGCGGUUGUUAUACUAUUUGUGUUGUCUUGGCUGCCACUUUAUGUGAUCUUUGCAAGAAUUAAAUUUGGUGGUGAGAUUUCAGUGGAGGAAAGCGAAGUAUUAAAUAAAGUGACACCCUUUGCUCAGUGGCUGGGUUCUUCCAAUUCGUGCAUCAAUCCAAUUUUAUACGCCUUUUUCAACAAGAAGUAUCGUCGUGGUUUUGCAGCUAUUCUACAAUCCAGGUCAUGCUGCGGACGUUUAAGGUAUUAUGACAAUGUUGCAAUUGCUUCUUCUACCACCAGCACACGCAAGUCGUCGCACUAUCAUCACAAUGGCUCUCGCAAAAGUCCCAGCAGCCCCGGUUUGCGUAAAACCAAUGCUGUCUCAUAUAUUUAUGAGCACCAAUCACUUCGACGUCAUCACCACAAUGCUAUGCUAAAACAGGAUAGUAACUUGUCACAGCAGAUGCUUUUGAAACAGGACUCCCAUGGCUCGAGACAAUUUUUGAUCAAGCAAGAGAGCGCCUCAAGUGAUGGCUCGCGUCGUAUGCUUUGUCAGCAGGAUAGUAAUGGUUCGAAAGUUUCCCUAUCGAAGCAGGAUUCGAUUGUAUCAUAUAUGGAGGCAAGACGCAGUGGACAAUUGAAUGGUAGCAUUGAUAAAUCGCAAGAUUUAUUCUCCGUGCAGGACAACAUGUCAAUUGAUUCACGACGCGGCACAAGUUUUAAGUUGGAUUCGGCACAUAAUUGUGGUUCGCCCAGCACAAGCGCUGCCAUGUUGGAAUAUAAGAGACAAAAGUUUGUCAAACAAGACUCGGUGAUUUCAUUUGUCGAUCAAAGACCUGAGCCCAGACGCCACCAGCUGGUAAAACAGGAUUCUGUCAUCUCAUUUGCUGAUCAACGCAGAGGUGUUCUCAAUAAACAGGACUCCAUCAUUGCCUGCCAUAAUCGCACAGGUGACGGUACGGGUCAUCAUGUCUCAAUACUUAAGAAAACUGAAGCUUCACUGGGCAGUGCCCUUGCAUCGCCCAGACGUAAUAUUGACAUAUUUGAGUAAUUGUAUUGCAAAAGCUUAAUAACAAUUAACAAUACAAAUAACAUAAUAACUAUCAAUAACAAAUUUGAAAUACCUUUUAAAUACCAAAGAAAGAGCACAUACGAAAUAAUCAAUAAACAAAUUAACAAAGUAGCCAUUUCAUAAAUGAUUAUUGAUACAGAUUUCUACAAGUAUGUAUAUUUGAUCUCUACUGAGAAAUGAGAUUUAUACUAACUACACUUGAGAAUACUCGUACAUAUAAGUAUGUAUCUCAUAACGAUAACAAAGUCACGCUACACCACACACAAUCAAGUGUAGUAUUUUACAUAUCCUAAACAUACAUAGUAGUAUGAUAGCAAAUGAAGCAAAAGGCAAGCAAAUACUAGUAAUCGGGACGCACAUUUGAUAUUUGUAUAGGUGUUUGUAUGUAGUACUUACAUAUGUAUGUAUGUAUUGAGUAAGGAUAUGGCAUAGCAGUACAUAACUGCCAAAACAUACCUGGGUAUGUGGCGUUUGUAAAUGUAUACGUACAUAUAUAUGUACAUAGGUAUGUAUGUAGGUAUGUGUACAAGUUAGUUUAGCUUAGUUAUGGUGCGAAUAAUCUUAAGUACUGUUUUUUAUUGUGGGCGGGCAUCACAACAAAACUAAUGAUGAUGAUGAUGAGUAAUGAUAUGGGUGAUAUGAAUUUUGUACGAGUUUCAUAUGAUAGUUUCGGAUAUACUUACACACACACACACACACACACACACACACACAUUCAUAUGUAAUAUUUUAAUGCUAUACUAUAGACGCAGACUUACUAAGUAAUAUAUAAAAAGUUUGAUAAUGAUAAUUACAAAAUAUGCAGAAAAUUAAAAUUUGUAUUUUUAUGAGUAUUUUACUGAGUAAAGGGUAUUGAACGAAUUUCGAAGAGUAUAAAAGCAGAAACACUUGAAAAACAAUCAAAAGUGAGUGGUAAGAAGUGAGAAAACUCACACAAAUAUUAAGACGCAUGCUAGUAUAUAUGUAUGUAUGUUUGUAUAUACAUAUGGCUCGAAAAUUAGAUACAUGACUUAUUUACGAAAUGUUACAAUUUAUUUUUUCUUUUAUAAAUUUAAAUUUUCUAACGAAAACCAUAUAGAUCAAAUUUUAACAACUUGUACAAGAUCUAUAAAAAA
Rhagoletis pomonella (apple maggot) is the source of this 2650-nucleotide messenger RNA. It is a transcript of the gene SIFaR, whose product is annotated as neuropeptide SIFamide receptor. Gene Ontology annotation, cellular component: membrane. The record is from RefSeq and is a predicted model, not a curated record. Gene Ontology annotation, biological process: G protein-coupled receptor signaling pathway. NCBI's taxonomy places the organism in Eukaryota, Metazoa, Arthropoda, Insecta, Diptera, Tephritidae. Gene Ontology annotation, molecular function: peptide binding; neuropeptide Y receptor activity.